Lolium perenne is the source of this 1344-nucleotide messenger RNA. Lineage: Eukaryota; Viridiplantae; Streptophyta; Magnoliopsida; Poales; Poaceae. The record is from RefSeq and is a predicted model, not a curated record.
AUGCCCUUGGGGGCUAGGCCACGGCGGAGCUCGAGCUGCUCCCGGUGGCUGAUGGUGGCGGAUUUGCUCUCUGUGGCGCUCCGAUGGAAGGAGCCGGAGGCAGAGGGCGGCGGAGCUUCCUCACCCCCUUCAAUAAAGCUCGACGGCUUCUCCCACGAUCUGGACGGAUCUAGCCUGGAUCCUCUCCUUCUUCGCCACCAUGGAGGUGGAAUCGAAGAUGAGGCUCCUGGUGACGCCGUUCUUGGCAGAUCGCCGGAGAGGCAUCCUGGAGCAAAUGAUCUUCGAGCGCAACACAUGGCGACCGAGCUCGUCGCCGUGAUCCUCGGCCAGCAUGGUGGCCCUUCUUCAACCUCCAGAUCGGAGGCCCUCCGAUUCAUCUGCUGGAGCUCGACGCCUCCAGAGGACCAAGUGGUGCGUCCCCGGCAUUCUGGUGGUUGCCAGUGGCGGAAUCUUCUCGCUGGCAUGGAGUAUUCGAGCAUGCAGCUCCUUGAGCUCGGCGGUGACGCCUGGAGUUCGCCGGCGAAGGGUGGCAGAGGCACUGUCCUUGAUUGCUUUUUCUCAUAUAAUUUCAGGGUGCUUUCUGUAAAGUGCGAGAAGGAUUACCUUCCAUUGGAUUGUCACCAUUUGCUUGUGGAUGGUCUACUCAGCAAAGGAAGCUUGUGUCAGCCAAUGCUUCUCAAAUCAUUCAGUCGCUCCAUGCUGGCUUUGUCCCUGUUUUGCAUGGAGAUGGUGUUCUUGAUGAGUUACUGUUCCCGCAAAACCGGAGUAUCCCUUUGUCCCCAACAUGCGCUUAGUUCUGGCAAAACUAGGUCAACACCUCGUCCUCGAUGGCUCCAACUGCAUCGACUUCGGCAUCAACACCCUCUUCGACGACUGCCUCGAUGCGUCUCCGUCACUCUCCUCGCGCGCUAUGCGCUUCCGGCUUCAUUUGCGGCUACCUCGACACUGGCACCCGACCAUGAUAUCGACCACGACAACCCCUCGCACGACACUCUCCACCAAGGCUGCACCGCCCAACGCUCUUGGCUCCCUCGACAUCGGCACAAGGGCUACCACCUCGCACGAGCACCUCGGCUUCCUCUACAGUCCAAGCACCCACGAUGCGACAUCGUCUACAAGUCUACAACGCUCCCGCUACGACUGCGGGGAGUGUCAGCCCGUUGGUGCAUACCUUCGGUUUCUCUCCAGUCUGACCGUCCGCGACGCUUCCAUUGUUCACGUCACUACCGCUACGACUGCGGGGGAGUGUUACAGAUAUACUAGAUGAUACCCCGCGCGUUGCAGCGAGACAUUGCAGAAUCACACCAAUAAAAUGUAAUCUAUGUUACUUCAUGCGGUGACAAU